GGGUUUUGAUGUUUAUCUUCGGUUUUCUUUCUAACAAGAUAUACCCUGGAGACAUCUGAAGCGAAAUUUAGUGAAUACAGGAACAAAGUAGACCAAGCAUCAUGGUGUUGACGUGCCGUUUUUAUGAGCACAAAUUCCCGGAGGUGGAGGAUGUGGUGAUGGUAAACGUACGCUCCAUCGCGGAGAUGGGAGCCUAUGUCCACCUGCUGGAAUAUAACAACAUCGAGGGUAUGAUCCUGCUGAGUGAGUUGUCAAGGCGACGUAUCCGCUCCAUCAACAAACUUAUCCGAGUGGGCAGGAAUGAGUGUGUUGUGGUCAUCAGGGUGGAUAAAGACAAAGGUUACAUUGAUCUCUCCAAAAGAAGAGUAUCUCCAGAAGAGGUGAUAAGAUGUGAGGACAAAUUUGCCAAAGCUAAAGCAGUAAACAGUAUCCUGCGUCAUGUGGCUGAAUUGAUGGACUAUUCUGGAGAGGCCCAGCUGGAAGCUCUAUACAUGAAGACAGCCUGGUACUUUGACAGGAAGUUUAACAGACCAGGGGCCUCAUUUGAAGUCUUCAAACAUGCAGUGACAAAUCCAGAAAUUUUAGAUGAAUGUGAAAUUGAUGAGGAGACCAGAAAAGUUUUGCUGCAGAACAUCAAAAGGAGAUUAACGCCGCAAGCUGUGAAAAUUAGAUCAGAUAUCGAAGUCGCUUGUUACAAUUACGAAGGAGUUGAUGCUGUGAAAAGCGCUUUGAAGAAAGGACUGGAAGUCUCCACAGAAAGUUUACCCAUAAAGAUUAACUUGAUAGCUCCUCCCCUGUAUGUGAUGACCACACAGACGUUAGAACGAGCGGAUGGAUUGGCAGCCCUCAACACAGCUAUAGAGAAAAUCAAAGAAGCUAUUGAAGGAAUGGGAGGCAUUUUCAAAAUCCAACGACCGCCGAAAGUUGUGUCUGAUCUGGAUGAGAUUGAACUGGCAAAGACCAUGGAACAGUUAGAGCUGCAAAACCGAGAGGUUGACGGUGACAAUGAUCCAGAUGAGUACGAUGAUGAAGUAGGGAUGGGAGGACCAGUGGACAUCGAGGAAGGGGAGGCUACUGAGGAGACAGCUGUAGAGGAGCAGUAAGAGUUACCCUUUCCUGAGGCCUGGUGGUGUUUGAUGAGGACGCAGGAGUUACUUCCCAUGAUACACGUGGCAUCAGUCGAAAAUGGACUGUUUUGUUUGGCGUGUGGAAUACCAGACAGAGAUUGGUAUUCAUGAAGUUGUACCUCAAGGGAUUUUCAAAUAUAACUGGGCAUCUGAACCUUCCAUGGAUGUUGACAUGGAGUCAUUUUGUUAUGCUGUUAUGGAUCCGUUGGUCAAGCACAAGAAGUGUCUUGUGAUGGGAUUGUGAUUGUCACCUCAUAUGUGCAACGCUUAAAUACGUGGAAUGAGAGACGGGGAUAGAGAAGAAAUACAUGUGUGUUUAACUGUAACAUAAUAUGUCUGAAAACUUGUUUCUUUUGGAAGACUGAACUGAUAUAUUUAUUUGUUUCGUUUACAGUGUUAGUGUGUGUCUGACAGCAGCUACUUGAACAUGAGGUAAAAUAACCUCUCUGACUACUCGUUUGAUACUUCCGUUAUGACUACACCCUGACCUCAGCUAGUGGACAUUAUCUUGCAGACUUGAUUGAUGGACAUAACUCUUGCUGACAGUGUGUGUUGUCUAAAUGGAAGCUCCAGAUGAGGAGCAAAGCAUAGAGGUUCUUAUAAUUAGGGCCCUGCAGUGAAAAUUUACUUCAAGAAGUUUUGGGGAAUGGGCUAAAAUACAAACUAUGUAAAGUUGUACAUAUACAUGUAUAUUUGUACUUUAUGUAAAACACUCCUGGACUGUUAAUGUCUAGUAUCAUGGCUUCACUAAGGAAAUAUUUCGUCUUCAUAUUCAGAUAGGUUGCUUUUUGAAAACUGGUAUCGAAUCAUAUGACCAUCUUUCAUGUGCUUUAUUUGAGGAAAAGGUGGUUAUGUAAUAAAUAUCCAUAAUGUGACAAUGUA
Liolophura sinensis is the source of this 2009-nucleotide messenger RNA. Its product is annotated as eukaryotic translation initiation factor 2 subunit 1-like. The record is from RefSeq and is a predicted model, not a curated record. Gene Ontology annotation, cellular component: eukaryotic translation initiation factor 2 complex; eukaryotic 48S preinitiation complex. The transcript is spliced from 8 exons. The coding region runs from base 102 to 1103 and encodes 333 amino acids. Gene Ontology annotation, biological process: translational initiation. Gene Ontology annotation, molecular function: ribosome binding; translation initiation factor activity; RNA binding. NCBI's taxonomy places the organism in Eukaryota, Metazoa, Mollusca, Polyplacophora, Chitonida, Chitonidae.